This is a messenger RNA of Daphnia magna, 4039 nucleotides long. RefSeq lists its product as uncharacterized. Gene Ontology annotation, biological process: proteolysis. Gene Ontology annotation, molecular function: serine-type endopeptidase activity. The coding region runs from base 218 to 3697 and encodes 1159 amino acids. Lineage: Eukaryota; Metazoa; Arthropoda; Branchiopoda; Diplostraca; Daphniidae. The transcript has 11 exons. The record is from RefSeq and is a predicted model, not a curated record.
UGCCCGAACCCGUCCAAGUAUCAGUCUCUCGCUGUAUCUUCUUGGUGUUGUCAAAGUUUGAAUUCACUCCCCACAUUCUACUAAUUACCGACGGAAGGAAUAUUGUCCGAUACUGCCACGAGUUCCACCAUCAUCAUAAAGACAACCAACAAAUCCAAACGAACCAAUCAGGUUUAAAUCUCUCAGCUGAAUAGUUUCGUUGACAGAAAGUACAACAAUGAGGUUAAACACCCUCUGUUCGUGCUUACUUCUAUUGGCGGCUGUUAAAGCCCACCCUGAAGGUUCCUGGAAAUGGGAAUCCUCUUCAAGUCAGUCCACCACAAUAGCCCCUACUGUCCAACCGGCUGCCGACGAAUCUCUGCACCUUUCAGUCGCUGAUGCAAAUGGUAAACUUCCGGCAAGUGCAGAACUGCACGAGGAGAGUUCCAGUGUGGAUGAUGUCGAAACAGCAGCUGAUGCUAUUCUUCACUCAACCAGGACAGGCAAAGUCAUCAACGCGUACGAAGCUGUUUAUGAAGAUCCAUCCAUUCAAAAGGCUCUUCAAGAAGGCAAAGACACUGAAGCUCGCACUUACAUCAAGGAGAAGCUCUGCAAACUUGGUUUGGCCAAAGAGUGCGCAAAGCUAUCUGCCAAGUCAUACGGUCCUAGUGGACACAAUGGCCUCCAUGGCGGCAUUGGCAUCGAUCCCAAUAUUGUUUCAUAUGUUCAGCCCGUAGCCAUUGUACCAGCCGGUGCUCCUAUUGCUGCAGUUCCACUUGGCGUGGGCGGUGGCCAGUUCAAACAACAUGGCAAAGGCCAAGUUGGCAAAGUCAAGGGCUAUGGUGUUCCUCCUACGGGCUAUGGAGCUCCUUCUCUCCUACCUCCAAACACGUACGGUGCUCCCGGACUUGGUGGAUUCGGCGGACCCGGACUUGGUGGAUUCGGCGGACUCGGUGGUUUGGGAAGCCUGGCUCCUCCUCCUAUUCCUGCAUCUCUUCCUCCUGCCCCUGUCCAACACAUCCAUCAUCACCAAACCGUCGGAGUUCCUCCAAUCAUCCCAGGCCCUUACGGCGCUCCUCCACCUCCACCACCAAUCUACAAAUCACCUCCUUCAUAUAAUCCUGCCCCUCCUGCUUACAAUCCUCCGCCUAGACCAUCUUACAGUAACCCAGCCCCCGUUUAUAACUCGGCUCCUUCUCGUCCGUACGUUCCUGCUCCAAUCCAGCCCUACACCAACGGAGGUAAUGCAUUCGCUCCACGUGACCAGUGCGUGUGCGUUCCAGUUGAACAAUGCCCGUCCUACGAUGUCAUCGGCCGCGUCGCUGACUACCAAAUUGACCCUCGUUCAAAACUGAACUCGACCAUCGUAGCUGAUGAAGCCGACAUUGUCAUCGUGAAACAACCGGAAGGUCGUCAACUCGCUUCUCCUUCAUCAAAAGACUCGACUCGUCGAAAACGUCAGAGCUUCCACAACAGGCAGACCAUCGUUGGAGACGAUACCAUCACCGUUGUCUCAUCUGAUUCUUCCGCUUCGCAAUCCCCUUUAAAUCCUCCUUCCAGUGGUUCUGGACCGGUUGCUCCCAUUGCCGAUGUACCCAUUUCGGCGGGUGAUUCUGAUGAUUUAGAAUCAAUCAGCGUUGAUGCUGCUGAUUCCGUUCCUGCUGGUGAUGGUGGUUCUGCUCCCGUUGCUGUUUCUCCACCUGCUGUAGCUGGUGCCCCUGCCUCCGUCGGCGCAGUCGGAGGUUCAGAAGAGCCGUUCAGAUUUGCCAGUACAUCAGGCAACGCCAUCAGACCGCUGAGAUCGGCCCGCGAUGGGCCUUACGGAGAGGAGGCUCCGUUGAACCUGGGCGAGGUUGGACAAGGACUACAAAGAGUGGGUCUGGCGUCCGAUGAAGCUUCUUUCAAGACCCAUCACUAUGAGAAGAGUUUUAAAAAAGCUUUCGGCAAAGGCUACGGCUAUGGCGUUCCCUACCCAGUUGCUACACCUGUUGCCGUACCUCAACCCUACGGAGUACCUUAUGCUGUGCCUCAACCUGUACCCGUUGCACAACCCUAUGCUGUACCUCAACCUUAUCCAGUCAAAGUACCCGUUGUCCAACAUGUUCCCGUUCAAGUUCCUGUCCAAGUUCCCGUCAGGGUUGAGGUUCCCGUCCACGUCCCUGUCCGUGUUGAAGUUGUCCGUGUAGAAGUCCCUGUGCCUGUGGCAGCGCCUUACCCAGUCCCUGUACCUUACGAGCAACCGGUUCAGGUUCAUCAACACUAUCAUCAUCAACACCCAGUACCUCCACCGGUGCCCCACUAUCCCCCAAAAGCGUCCAUCUACCGACCUUAUCCAGGAGCUUACGGCUCGCCCACGUACGGCUAUAGCGGUCCAGUACCUAGCUACUCUGCGCCAGUGGCCAGUUAUGGACCAACGCCUUAUUCUAACUCGGGAGGGAAGGAAACACCUUACGCGGGUCAAGCGCAGGCACAUUACUCGGCGGAGGGAAAUCAGCCAACGGCACAGGUGCACACAGCAACUGGGUACGAUUCAAUCACGGUUCAAUCCGCUGCCAAUGACUACACGUUCCGUGAUUCGGAAAACAAUGGCCAGCCUAAAACUCGAACUAGUGGAGUCCGAUUUGUCGAUUCUCGUUCGGGUGAAUCCGAUUCAUCCUCCUCUCCUGCUGCAUUCACUUCUUCUUCUUCUUCUUCUUCAUCCGCUGUUAAGUUUGAGCAAGCCAAGCGGAAGCGCUCCGCAGACGAACAAGAUUUCGUUGAAACAGACGCAAGCCAACCCCAACCAGAAACCAACGAGGGACGAGAUGCCCGUCAACUCGGAGGAAGCUCUUUUUCCGGUGGAUAUCCAACUUGUAAAUACUCUGAAGUCUGUUGUCGUAGUUCUCCGGCUGCCAACCGAUACUCAAAUGGAGCGGCUCCAGGUACCUGUGGACGCCGAAACCCACAAGGAAUCAACGGUCGCAUCAAGACUUUGCCCUACGCUGACGGAGAAGCUGAAUUCGCUGAAUAUCCAUGGCAAGCGGCUAUUUUGAAAAAAGAUCAGUACGACAACGUUUAUGUCUGCGGAGGAGCCCUAGUAGGACCUUCUCACAUCCUCACUGCAGCUCAUUGCAUUAAAGGAAACGCUCCUGGUGACCUGAGAGUGCGUUUGGGUGAAUGGGAUGUCAACCGCGAAUCUGAAUUCUACCCUCACAUCGAGAAAGACGUUGUCUCUGUUAUUAUUCAUCCGGAAUACUAUCCAGGCAACCUUUACAACGAUAUCGCUAUCGUAAAGUUUGAAGGCACGGUCGACUUUUCUUACAAUCCUCACAUCGCUCCUGCCUGCGUUCCUCAGAGGUACCAAGAAUUCGUUGGAUCUCGUUGCUGGGUCACUGGAUGGGGUAAAGACGCGUUCGGUACCGGAGGAAAGUACCAGAACAUCCUAAAGGAAGUGGAUGUGCCUGUAGUUGGCAAUGCUGAUUGCGAGAACAAAUUGCGCCGUACACGACUUGGAUACGACUUCAAAUUGCAUUCAGGAUUCCUCUGCGCUGGAGGUGAAGAAGGAAAAGAUGCCUGCAAGGGUGACGGUGGUGGCCCACUAGUGUGCGAGAACCGUGGCAGCUGGUUCCUGGCCGGUCUCGUCAGCUGGGGUGUCGGUUGCGGUCAGUACGACACUCCUGGUGUUUACACCAAAGUGUCUGAAUUCUCCGACUGGAUCCAAAAGAAUAUAAUCUAUUAAUCCUAACGCGUGCAUCGUUUAACGUUAUAUAUUAAAGAAGCGACGGCGAGGAAAGAAGCUAAGAAAUAUUUAAACAAAAGAGAAAGAAAAAAUUCACCAGUUUUUCAUUAAUUUGAUUACUACUUUUAUACAUUCUAAAUGCGAAUCCCAUUUCUCACAUCAGUUUUAUGCUAUUUAGAUGGCCCUUAGUUUUAGUCAAAAGUAUUAGUGUUUGAAUACCUUUUUUUUUUAUCACAAUGAUGUUUCUCAAAAUUAUGUAUCUACUACACUGCUGUUGCAGGCUGUGUAGAUCCCUCCGUAGCGGCUGAGCCGCCCUUAAAUACACGAAAAGAUGCUUAUGAA